AUGUCAACAGAGCUGAAGAACAUCAAAAUCGUCUCCAAGGUCUCCCAAGGAGCCUUUGGAGAAAUCUACGAAUGCAUAGAUAAGGUCACUGGAACGAAACUAGCCUUGAAGAUUGAGAAAAAGACCUCAAUUUUCCAGCUUAAACAUGAAUUUUCCGUAUACAGGAGAAUAGCCGGCAUAAAUACUCCAAAAGUGUACGAAUAUGGAAAGAUUGAGAUAGACAGUUCUUAUCUUAACUGCAUGACCAUGGAGCUGCUAGGAGCCAGUCUAGAAAAGCUUUAUAGUUCACUGAACCGAAUGUUUUCGUUAAAAACAGUUUUUAUGAUAGGAAAGUAUUGCCUGAAUAGAAUUGAGUAUCUACACCACAGACACUACAUUCACAGAGAUAUUAAGCCUGAUAAUUUUAUGACCGACAAGUCUAUGACCAAGCUUUAUCUUAUUGACUACGGCCUAUCUAAGGAGUUUAGAAAUCCCAGCACACUCCUGCACCGACCGCUAAAACAAGACAAGAAUUUAACGGGAACAGCACGAUAUGCAUCAUUAAACACCCAUCUUGGAUACGAGCAGAGUAGAAGAGAUGAUCUUGAAAGCCUUGGGUUUAUGCUAGUUUAUUUUAUGAAAGGACAGUUGCCCUGGCAAGGCUUAAAGGCAGAAAAUAAGUUUGAAAAAUAUGCACUAAUAAAGGAGGUUAAACAGCGCACAACAAUAUAUAAUCUAUGUGACGGUCUUCCAAACGAAAUCUAUCUUUAUUUGAUUCAUGUGCGGAAUCUUCAGUAUGAGGAAAGUCCCAAUUACGAGUAUCUUGAGUCUUUGUUUGAAAAUGGACUGAGAUCUCGGGGACUGGAGGAUGAUGGUAUAUUUGACUGGAUGAUUCACAAUAGAAAAGCACUAUGA
This is a messenger RNA of Vittaforma corneae ATCC 50505, 894 nucleotides long. RefSeq names its product CK1/CK1 protein kinase. Gene Ontology annotation, molecular function: protein serine/threonine kinase activity; ATP binding. The coding region runs from base 1 to 894 and encodes 297 amino acids. Lineage: Eukaryota; Fungi; Microsporidia; Nosematidae. Gene Ontology annotation, cellular component: cytoplasm; nucleus. The record is from RefSeq and is a predicted model, not a curated record. Gene Ontology annotation, biological process: peptidyl-serine phosphorylation; signal transduction. The transcript has a single exon.